AUGAGUAAUCCAUUUUUUCAACCGACAUACUUCCGCCAAUUUCACUUAGAUAUAUCGCAAUACAUGAUAGAUCAGUGUAUCAACGCAUUUUCGAUGCGAAGUAACUUAAAUAACGAUUUACUGAUGUAUGAUAUACAAGUUAUAAAGCAAUUCUUCACCGACCACCCAGAAAUCAACCAAAUGGAUGCUUUGUCACUAUUUUUCAACUUCAAAGAUGUGAUUUUAGCACCUAUGCAGAAUGAUAUUGUUCUAGCUAUACAAAAACUAUUUGCUAUAUCAGCAUUCUCAUUACAAUUGUUUAAAAUACCGGAUUUACAAGUUUAUGAAAUGAUUUAUCAGUGCUCUUAUGUAAUUGCAAACACUGUUCCUCAGUUUCCACAACUUUAUUCGAUUUCUUCUGCAGCAAUUGCAUUUUCGCUUUAUACCAUCGCAUCAAAGUAUCGAGAAAUUAGUUUAUUUGAUGAAUCAAGCAAAACUUUACGCAAUCUUUUGAUUUUAGCGACAAACUUUUGCUCGAAGAGCCCAUCAAUCGAUGCACAUGCGAUUUUCUAUUUCCAAAACUACUACUUAAAUGUUCUUUUUUCGUUUUCUCCUGAAUCAAUUUACGAUCAAUCGCGUCUUGACUUCUUUCUUCAAAUUUUACGAUUUUUACAAAUAUCUUCUACUUUAGAAGGUAAUGAGAACUUCAAUUACUACAAUCUACUUGAUCAUCUCCUUCAUUUCAUUUCAGAUUCAAAUUUAUCGAAUAAUACUAAGCUUCUUGUAUUCCAAACAGUUGCCGACAUAACAAACAAGAGUCCAAUGACACUACCAUUCUUAUUUGAUGAGAAAAAUAUUCAAAUUAUUAUUCAUUUCAUGUACGACAUCAUUGAUGGCUCAAUAUUACCAAUACUUACAGAAUUACCCAUACCAAAGAAGAUUACAUAUAAUUCAGGCGCUCCUCUUGAAGACAAUACCAUAAUUACAGAACAAACUUUUAAUCAAAUGGUACCUGUUGGUUCUAUCAACGAAAAGACAUUCAUUGGUAAAUCACCACCAGUACCAAGUCUCUACCAGAAGUAUACUUUGGAUAAAGAACCAGAUUUAUUAUUAAAAAUUAUUAGAAGGCUUUGUUCAACACCUACACAAGAGCAUCCAUCAUAUGUACACAUGAAAUUGAUGAAACCACUCAUGAAAGGCAAAAAAUCCGCAAGAGUUGCUUAUUUCUGUGGAGUAUGGAGCGCAUUCUUUUAUUCCAGGGAUUUACCAAUUGCCGUCACUGCUUUAUAUGAAGGAGACUUCUUUACAUACAUGCUGAAGACUUCUUUCUUGGAUUGUCCCACAAAAGAAAUGCAAGCUUUCACAUACGCACUUUUCCCAUUCAUUUUAUCCAAAGGACCACGAGAUCCGAUCUUUGUAUGUGAUCUAUUUAAUUUCUUCUUCACAGAUCUCGUAGAAUUACGUAAUACUCCGUUCAUUUUGAAUGCGAUGUUGUUUACUUGCUUUAUUUCAGUUCCUUUAGCUGCCAAAGCUAUGAAAAUGAUAUCAUAUGACCAUACAUUAGCAGGAGCAUUGCUACAAUUGCGUUUAAUGCACUUAUCAAAUUUGGAUCAAGAAAUUCUUCCAAUAAUUGAAGAAGCCCGUCUAUCAUUGUUUGCUUUCAUCGAUACUGUUAACAAAUACAAUGAUUUCAAGUACAUUUUCUUCAAUAGUUCCGUGUUUAUUCAUGCAUUAACGCAAAUGAUCUUCGAACCGAACGUUUCAUCAUGGGCACUCACUCAAACAUUGAAUGUAUUGGUCAGUCUCGUCGCUUCCCAAAGAAAUCUUAACAGUUUGUUCAAAUUCUUUGAAACUGAAUUUGCAAACUCGACAAAGAAAGGCGGCAUCUACAUAGAAAUGGGCCACGCUUUAUUACAAAUGAUUUCCCAGGCCGUACCUCUCAACGCAAGUCAAUUAGCCAUAGCUUUCUUGAAUCAUGGUUUUAUUGAUGUACUUGCAAAGUUCGUUUACGACACUAAAGACCAGAAAAACAUGCUCUGCCUUCUAGAGAUCUUCAGAGUCUUCUCAACGGUCAAAGGAGAGAUGAAAGCCUACAUUGCAGAGUCAGAUUUGUUCACAAAGCUUUCUCCGGUCUUCGAAUUGUUCUUCCAAGACAAGCUUAACUUAGAUCUCCUCGAAAGGCUCUGGGAUAUCGUGUUCGGAGAGAAGAAACUGCCAAAAGUUCCUUAUCCGAUUAUGAAUGGCAUGCCAUUACCAUUAAUCUUCACUUUACUGCUGAAAUACCCAGAUACUUUGGUCUGGUUCAUGCAAUACGUGAAGCAAUGCUGCGAAUUGGACGAAGCUUCUGUAAGAGAAGUAAAUAUGUCUGAUUUAAUGAACCAUUUGCUCAAAUACAUAUCAUCGUAUAGGACAAAACGCGAGUUAGGACAAGGAUUCGAUGCAGCAAAUGAGCUUUUCAAUAUAUUGGCCGGCCAUUCGAUGAAAGGAAAAGAUUUGAAAUUAUUAUUCCAAAAUUUCACUUCACUUCCUGGCAAUUUCCGACCAUUCUACUCAUUUGAGAUGCUCAGAUCCCUUUACUCCAUAUUCCAGAACCCAUACGACGCUCCUGUCUCUAUAUUUAGAUUCAGAAGUGGAAACGAUUGUUUACAAACUCUCAAAUCCGAACAUUUGAAAAUUUCUGAGAUGACACUUUUCUGUGAUUUGAAUUUCACAGGUCCACAAGCAACACCAGGCGAUAUAUUGUAUUUCAGGACAGGAGAUGAUAACCAUGUCAGAGUUAUUUACUUCAAUCAGCGACUUUUCUUUGAAAUUAAACAAGGAAAGAACGUUUUGAACGGAGAAUUCAAGUUCCAGUUCCAAGAAAACAUUUGGACGAAAGUUGCCAUCAUAUUCGAGAAAAAGAUUGUCAGGUUGUUCGUUCAUGGAAAAGAACAAGCAACAUUUCAAUCCCCUCAAAUUCAAUUGAAAGGUGAAAUUGUAAACGGCACAAUUUGUAGGAACUUGAAUUGUAUGUUAGGAUCCUUUAUUUUCUUUGAUUCCGCAUUAUCACGUGACCAAAUCCUUUUGUUAAGUGAUUUCCCAAGAGACAUGACAACAUCAUUUACUCAAAGUGAAGAAAAAAUCUUUUCAUCUCACUUUUCGAAAUUAUUCAAUUUCCCGAAAGAUCCUUUAUAUCUCUUUGACGCGAGUGUAUCUUACAAAGACAGGAUCAUCAACUUAUCUCAAAGAGCUCCUUUGAUGUUGGAUAUUUCCGGCCAAUCAUUCGGUUCUUCACAUAAAGUUAAAAGAACAUUGUAUCAAAUUGGCGGAAUGAUCUCUUUGUUACCUUUAUUUGCACAGAUUGACCAACCUUUCCAGCCUCCUGAAGGAAAACCUCCUGAAUACACAAUAGAUUCUUCUUAUUUACCAUUCCUUUUGCAAAUUCUUUCGAUUUCUUUGAGAGAAAAUUACAGAAACCAAAUUGAAUUCGAACGAAACAAUGGUUUCUACAUUUUAUCUUAUUUGAUUGCAAGAGCAUCAACACAACACUUAAGUCUACAAGUUGUUUCCGCUUUCAAAUCAUUGUUCAUGGAAAUUAUUUAUCCACCAUUAAAAGCGCAAAUGUUGGAUGCAAUUUUCUUGAACGUUGAAUUGUGGAUUUACGGUGAUGAACACACUCAUGCAUGUGUUUAUACAACUGUUUUACAACUUCUAGAGAUGAGUGACAAUGAAACUAAGCUGUUUUUAGCGAAAUCAAUGACAUUUUCAAAGAUUUUGUCGUUGAUGAGAGUUUGUUUGUGGUCGAAAUACACUGAUCCUGAUAUUUGUUUGUUUGAUAAACCAAAGAUAAAUGCAGCAACGAAACAAGUUGAAGGGCAAAGGCCACAACAAAUAAGAACAGUUAGAAAUCCAAUAAGAGAUUUAGGAUACAAAGUUUCAACAAUUUAUUUCACAAAAGAAGAUGCAGAAAGAUUAUGUGUCAUGUCUUUUGAUUUAGAUGAUGAAGACUUGACAUUUGAUACUUUAUUCACUUUGUCAUAUAUGAUAAGGACAAAUAACCAAGUAUUAAUGCAGACAUUGAGAGAGAAAUUCAAAUUUGAAUCUUUCUUCCCAUUAAUUUUGUCGAAGAAUGACAGAAUAAGAGCAAUGUGUAUUCAUAUUUUUGUUUUAAUUGUUGAGAAAAAUCAACAAGAUUCUGAAUUGUUGUUAAAUCCUUUCUCAAUGGAUGAAUGGGUUCAUGGAAUAAUCUCAACAAUAUGCAUGGUAAAAAGCACAACAGUUUUCAGUGACAUUGCUGCUGGUUAUUUAUUUGGUUUGUUCAAUAAAAACGAACACCAAUUUUUGCCUCUAAUUUCAGUUGCAAAUGGUCAAAUGCCUGUAACGCAAAAAUUCACUUUUGCAAGAUUAUACAUGUUACCAAUCUUGAUAGAAAGUUUAUGCGAUCUACAAGCAGCGGAAGCUUCUCCUUAUUUCCUUGCAAUUGAUAAUGCUUUGAUGAACUGUUCACCUGACCAAUUAUCAUCUGUAAAUAUGUUAGAUCAUAACUUUAUACAGUAUAUAAUUCACAGGUUGCCAAGUUCAUCAACAAUUCCUGAUCAAUCUUGCAAUCUUUGUUUGGGUUGUUUAACAAGAUUAUAUGCUAUUUUCCCUGAUAUGUUACAACAAUUACCAAAUAUUAUUUAUUUGUUUGCAAGUAGAACAGGAAAUGAUUAUUCCCAUAUUUUAAGAUAUGUUUUCUCUAAUUUCAUGAACCAAAUUAUUUUACAAGGAAAGGCACAAACAAAGAUGACAUUAGGAUUUGUUUAUUCUGUCUUCAGAAUGAUUUUCGAGUUCAUGUUCAUUAUCCCUGAUACUGAUAAGUAUUUCGGAGUUUUCGGAAAAGAAACUAAAGAAACAAUUGCUAAUUUCCAGGAAUUACACAGAAUCAAAUUAUCCGGAUCUUCUCCAACAAUCAAACAAAGCUUUGGAGCAAGAAUUGAAGAGAAAGAUAAUGAUUACAUAUGGAUGGACGCACAAAUAGCAACAUUGUUCCUUAAAUCAUUGGUUGUAACUCCUUUGAUGUCAGCGAAAAUGAAUUAUAACACUGAAAGGUAUCUACAUCCUUUAGUUAUGUAUUCUUACACUUUGAGUUUCGCGUUGAGUUUGCCAAUUUAUUUCCAAAGUUUCUCUCAAUACAUAAAUCCUUUGAACUCCUUGUUUUCUGUUUCGAAGAAGCCAACUGGAUGUUUGGCUGAUGCUUUCGCUAUCUUGUUCACAGGUAUUUAUAAAUGUGCGAACAAGGCAGGUUUGACAUCACAAGCAACAAUGUUUUUGAUCCAAGAAAGUGAUGAUUUCAAGAGAGCAAUUUUUGAUUAUUUGAAUGUAAAAGUUCCUCAAGAUGUUGUUGCUUUGUUAAGCUAUGAUGAUAUGAACUUUAUUCACUUGUUAAUGGAGAAAACAGGUCAAUUGGAAACAGAUUUAUUGAAUUACGCUGACAGAUUAACGAAAUCAACGCAAAAAUCAUUGAUGAAUUUGGCCGACCAAAAUGAAAAAUUCUCUAGUCACUUUUCUAAUUUGAAUGUUUUCGAUUCAAGAACAAAAUUAGCGCAAAUGAACCAGCAGAUACAUUACCAGCUAUUAGAAUUCGCUUUGUCAUACAGAAACAGACAUGUUCAGUCAGGAAAAGCGUACAGACAAUUAUGGAGAUUCAUUUCAGGAGAAAACGGACCAUGGAGUCCUCCAAAUUCAAAACAAACUGUUCAUUACAAGAUCGAUCCAAGAAUUGGUCCAAUGUACACAAGACCAAGAAUGCGCCAGAACUACUCUUUCACAGAUCACAAAGAUGCAAGUAUCAUGAGAGAUGUCGGUAAGUUUGAAGACGCUGAAAAACAAUAUAAAGAACAUCUCAAAGAUUUGGCAAAAUCAGAAUUCGAUGGAGACAAAAGUGUCAUUACAAUGGACGCCGAAGUCAAUGAAGAAGCUGCCGCAAUUGAAGCACAAUCGAGUAUCCAAGACAACGUCAUUUUGAAGAUGAGAGGAAACUUGGUUACCAACAAAUGCGUCUACAAAGGAACAAUCAUCAUGUCAGUAACAAACUUGACAUUUGAAGGUUCUCCUGACAAACCGAAGUAUUUCAAGAUUCCUUUGACAACAAUAACAAGUGUAUUCUUGAGAAAGUACUUGUUAAUGGAUACAGCCAUUGAAGUAUUCACUGAUGAUGGACGCGCAAGAUUCCUCGAUUUCUUGCAGACACAAAGAAGUGAUUUCUUAAAAGCUCUCAAAACUUUGAAACUCCCAAACAUCAAAAUCCUUCAAAUGACACAGGCAGAAAUAACUCCUUACGUCAAAGAUGCGACAAAGAGAUGGAUGAAAGGAGAAUUAAGUAACUUCGAUUACUUGAUGCUCCUUAAUAUCUAUGCUGGAAGAACUUACAAUGACUUGGCUCAAUAUCCAAUUUUCCCAUGGGUUUUGAAGGAUUAUACUUCACCUGUUUUGGACUUAAACAAUCCAGAUGUUUACAGAGAUUUAAGUCUCCCUGUUGGCGCUUUAGAUCACAGAAGAUUGGACCCAUUAUUGGAGAGAUACAAAGAAGAACCAAGUGACAGCCCAAUGAAGUAUCUUUACGGCGCAUUUUACUCUUCUUCUGCUGUUGUUAUCGGUUAUUUGUUGAGAUUAGAACCUUUCACUUCACUUCACAUUGAAUUACAAAGUGGAAGAUUUGAUCACACAGAUAGAUUGUUCAACAGUAUUCCUAAGGCCUGGGACAGUGUGAAUUUCACACAAAUGGACUUCAGAGAGUUAAUCCCUGAAUUCUUUUAUUUCCCUGAUUUCCUUUUGAAUUCAAACGGUUUUGACUUAGGAAAGAACAUUCCAAACAAUGGAGAUGUUGAAUUACCAGCCUGGGCAUCAUCUCCACACGACUUCAUUGAGAAGAACAGAGCUGCUUUGGAAAGUCCUUUCGUCAGAGCUAAUUUGAACAGAUGGAUUGAUUUAAUCUUCGGUUUCCAGAGCAGAGGAAUUGAAGCUGAGAAAGCUUUGAAUGUUUUCUCACCUUACUUCUUCGAAACAGCAAUAACACCGAAGAUAACAGACACAGAACUCAAAUUCAUCCAAGAAUACGCGCUUUGUUUCGGCCAAGCUCCAACACAAUUGUUCACAACUCCUCAUCCACAAACAAAGGAUCUCUUGAAGCCAUUGUAUUCUCCUGCAAGUCCUGUUGGCAUUGUUCCUGCUUUGGGAGGCAAAACAACAUCAAUUGAUUGCGUAAACCAAACAUUAUGUGUCACACAAAACACAGGAGCAAUUUUCAGAUUCAAAUUGUCACCAGAUUCAUGCAAAGAAAUAUCUCGAAAUGCAUUUCCAUUCCAGUUAUGUACUUUACCUCCUGAUCCUGCUUCCAGUCCUUCUUUCCAGUCGCAAACGAGUUGUCCUCCUUUCGUUGUCACAACAACACAAAACAUCACGAUUUUCGCCCCUUCAUACGAUGCCAUUUUCACUGUUAUUGACAACAACUCAUUUUCAACAGGAAGGACACCAAAAACACUGUGGUCUUCGAGAAUCCACACGAAACCAAUUACUUCUAUUGCUGCCACGCAGAACUACUUCGUGACAGGAUCAGAUGACUGCACAGUUUGUUUGUGGCCUGUUUCGACAACAUUCAGUGAACCUUUGUUCUUCAACUCGAGACAUUCAUCUAAAAUCACUUGUGUUUCGAUUACAGAAGUUGCAAAAACUGUUGUUUCAUGCAGCUCUGAUGGAAGAAUAACAUCUGUUGGUUUGGAUGGAAGAAACAUCAGAUCAACAUUUGUUGAUGGUGUUCCUCAAUCUGUUUGUGUUUGUGAUGAUGGAUAUACUCUUGUAAACAGUGUCGUUGGAGAAGACAACGUUUUGACUGUUUUGGACAUCAACUUAGAGACAUGCAAAGUCAUUGAAACGAAGUCUGCUCUAUUUGCAACUGUUUUCUUCGUUGAUAGUGAUGGAGGACACAUCAUUGUUUACUCAGAUAAAAAUGGAGUUUCAAUUUUGAAGUCUCCUACUUAUGAAGAAAUUAAGCAUAUUCCAAUGAAUUCGGCUGCUACUUAUUUGACCACUAUUGAAAGCGGAAGAGCUAUACUUGCUGCUCUUGAAGAUGGAAGAAUUAGCUACUUCUAA
Trichomonas vaginalis G3 is the source of this 8088-nucleotide messenger RNA. Its product is annotated as beige/BEACH-related family. Bases 1 to 8088 code for a protein of 2695 amino acids. Gene Ontology annotation, molecular function: protein binding. The transcript has a single exon. NCBI's taxonomy places the organism in Eukaryota, Parabasalia, Trichomonadida, Trichomonadidae. The record is from RefSeq and is a predicted model, not a curated record.